Messenger RNA from Thermothielavioides terrestris NRRL 8126, 751 nucleotides. RefSeq lists its product as uncharacterized. The transcript has a single exon. NCBI's taxonomy places the organism in Eukaryota, Fungi, Ascomycota, Sordariomycetes, Sordariales, Chaetomiaceae. Gene Ontology annotation, biological process: RNA processing. The coding region runs from base 146 to 751 and encodes 201 amino acids. The record is from RefSeq and is a predicted model, not a curated record.
ACGGUACCGUUGUGUAUUACAGUACGCGACUCUUAUACCGUACAGAGGCAUCGUCCCGUAACGAAAAGAACUUCCCGCAAACCACGGACAGCCACCAAAACACGUUCGCCGAACGCAGGCAACUCAGCACUACCGCUGGACAUCAAUGGCGACCAAUACCGUGGGCCAAACUCUCAGCUUUCUCACAGAUGCAGGCCACUUGCUCGCUGCCACGGUCCCUCAGGCCUCGGCGUAUCUCCUGAGCCGGCGCAACGAGCUCAUGUUUGAACACGAGAUGCCGCUGUCGGACCAGCAGCGGCAGCGUGUCUGCACCUGCUGCGGCCACAUCAUGCUGCUCGGACAAGGGAGCCUGUUGCAAGUCAAGGCGGAGAAGAGAGUGAGCAAGAAGCCCAGCUCGACUCGAGGCGCAAAGGCUCGCUCGCAGCCUCGCUCGUCAGGCCCGACGAAAGCCAUCGCUUGCGCACACUGUGGCAGGCAGACAGAGGUCAAGCUGCCGCCCCCGGCUCCUAUCUCGAGACGCCGAGCUAAGGUGGCCCAAGUUUCCAAGGCCUCGGGGCCGGGAGUGAGCUCGUCCUUGCUUGGCGGCCCCCAGCAAACUGCUUCACAAAGGGCCAGCGCGAAUGCAAGCAGCAAGAAGCGAGCCAAGUCCAGGAAGGCAGGAUUGUUGGCAAUGUUAGAUCAGUCCAACGCCGCGCGGGGUGCACGGCCUGGGCUAGGAUUGAGCCUUGCUGACUUCAUGGAGAAGAAGUGA